AUGGAGCACGAAAAAACAGUCGAUACCACAGCUUCUGAAACCUAUCCACCACAAGUAGCAUCCCUCAAAAAAGGAGACUACUGCGUCCUCAGAGGGCACUUAGCUAAAAUUAUGGAAAUAGAAAUAUAUAUCGGAAGCCAUGGCCCAGCCAGAACCGUAAUUAAAGGAAUUGAUGUCUUCACGGGGUAUAAACAUAAAGAAACCUACUCGGUCCCACAUAACAUUGACUCCCUAAACAUUACAAGAAUUGAUUACACCCUUUGCGAUAUAGCUAGAGAUGGGUUCGUCUCGUUGAUGGAUGAAAAAGGAAACAUAAAGGAAGAUUUACGCCUUCCUAAUACCGAAGAAGGAGCUAUAAUUCGCUCUUUGUUCGAAGCAGGACAAACUGUGAGUGUUACUGUUAUGAAGGCUAUAGGACAGGAAUGAAUCAUGGCUGGUAAAGAAAUUUAA
This is a messenger RNA of Blepharisma stoltei, 450 nucleotides long. The record is from the annotation of a GenBank genome assembly. Lineage: Eukaryota; Ciliophora; Heterotrichea; Heterotrichida; Blepharismidae.